Panonychus citri (citrus red mite) is the source of this 2307-nucleotide messenger RNA. RefSeq names its product GATOR complex protein MIOS-like. Gene Ontology annotation, cellular component: cytoplasm. The record is from RefSeq and is a predicted model, not a curated record. NCBI's taxonomy places the organism in Eukaryota, Metazoa, Arthropoda, Arachnida, Trombidiformes, Tetranychidae. Bases 125 to 1741 code for a protein of 538 amino acids. Gene Ontology annotation, biological process: cellular response to amino acid starvation; positive regulation of TORC1 signaling. The transcript has a single exon.
GCACUUAAAGAAAUUGAUAAACUGAAUCAGUUUAACUUGUUGUUUCUCUUAUCAUUUUAAUUGUAUUUUUUUUUCUAGUUAAUUGUUUAUUGAUUCAGUUUGCAAGUUGAAUUUAUUGGAUACUAUGGAUACAUCUACUUCUUCUUCUGAUGCUAAAGGUUUUGGUCGAGUGACACUCAAUUGGUCGCCCGCUUCUGAGAUUAUUUGGACAAAUGGUCGAGAAUUGUUACAAUGUAUUGAUUAUCGAGAUGAUUUUUAUAAAGCGAUUGAAGAUGUUGCCGUCAAAAUGAGAGAAAGAGCUUCUCAAGAUUAUGGUCUUAACGAGUCAUAUGUUCCUGAUGAUCCAAAGCUACGAUCACUUUGGACUUGGAUUGAAUCGGCUAAGGAAAUGUCUACUAAGAUUCCAUCAAUCGACAAGAAUGACAAGCUGAUUGGUGUCCGUCAAUUGCUUUUUGGAUCAAUCAUUAGUGACAAUUCAAGUACCAUUUUAAAAAAAAGUGAUCUCAACUAUGCUCAAUGGGCUGAUUUGCCUUCUAACGCCAAGAUUCCCGUUUACAAAAGCGAUGAGCGUAGUCACUCAUUGAACCUUUGUGGUUGGGGCGAUAAAUUGGAUUCUUUAAUUGACAAUCUUAAAGCUAAAUCACAAUUUACUCGAGCUGCUGCAAUUUCAGUGUUUAAUCUGAAAAUGAGAAAAGCAAUUGAAUGUUUAAUCGCAGGUUCGGCGGCUCAGGUUGAGAAUGGAGGUGAUCCAAAUUUAUCCACUGUUGCCAUGGCUCUUUCGGGUUACACGGGAGAAAAAAAUUCUUUAUGGAGAGAAAUGUGUUCCGCUUUUCGCUGUGAACUCAACUUACCCUAUUUAAAGGCCAUUUUCUCGUUCCUUACCUCCGAAACUGAAACAUAUGAGGAAAUCCUUUACGACCAUUCCCUUGAACUCUCUGAUAGAGUCGCUUUUGCAGUCACCUUUUUACCCGAUUCUCAAUUACAAUAUCAUCUCGAUACCUAUUCCGCCAUGUUGGUUGAAAAUGGUCACAUCGAUGGACUCUUGAUGACCGGUAUUACCAACGAAGGAUUAGAUUUACUUAAUCGUUACGUUGAAGCAACAAGUGAUGUACAAACUGUUUCCUUUGUGAUACUUCACUCACUUCCUAGUCAUCAUUAUAAAGAUCCUCGAGUACAACUAUGGGUAGAAAAUUAUCGAAAUAUACUCGAUUGUUGGAGAUUAUGGCAUAAACGAGCUCUUUUCGAUAACGAAUGGUUUAAAAGGCUAAACUACGAUCAAGUUCCUGGACCUCAAAUGUUUGUCAACUGUAAUUACUGUGGUAAAAGUGUUUCCACCAUCCACAGUUUACCUCUCAAUAGUAUCAGUGGAUCAGGUAAUCAAUUGAAAAACAGUGUUGACCAUUUGCACGCACUAAGUAAGGUCAACGCUUCUGUUUUGAAAGCUCGAAUCCAGAGUUGUCCCAAUUGUCGUAAACCUCUACCUCGUUGUUGUAUCUGUUUAACUCAAUAUGGAACACCGACUCGAUUCUCAUCUCGAACUGAUUACUCCAGUUCGUCCAAUGAAACGGGAAAGAAAAAAAUAAAACCACACAACAGUUGGUUCUCUUGGUGUCAAACUUGUCGACACGGAGGUCACGCUAAACACAUGAUGGACUGGUUUAUGGAGCAAUCAGAAUGUCCAGUCAGUGGAUGUCCAUGUCGUUGUAUUUCACUCGAUACUGUGGAAAAGUUUCAAAGUUAAAGGAUUCAACUUUUCCGGAAGAGAAAACUUUGAGGGUGAACUAUCACAAUUAAAUGAUAGAAAAAAUCAGUUGAACCGAUUAAGGAUUAAAUGACUCACUUUGAGAUCGAGAAAAAAACUAUCAUGACAUUCAUAUAAAAGGAUAAGUUCAAUGGUGAAUUUUUUUCCAGUACAAAUGUGAAUUUUGUGUACAUCGUUUUUUUAAUCAUCAUCAUGUAUCUAGUUAAUUGUUUGGUAUUUAUUUUUCUAUCCAUGGAAUUGAUUUCUUCUGCUGCUAUUCAAAAUUCAUCUCAUCCCAAAGUAACAAUCAAAAAUUGAACAAUGUUUAAAUCAAUGGAAUACGAGAUAAUUAAUUUAUCGGCACCGGAACCAUUUAGACAGUCUUCAACUUUACCACCUUCGCCUCCAACCACAACCAAGACAACUUUAUCACCGACAAUAUCAUCAAAUUCAACAACAACCUUAUCCACCCCAUCAACGCCAAGAUCAAGACUGGAAAUCGAACCGGAAAUGGUUCGAACUCAAUCCCGAAUGAAAUUAAAUCGACAAGACAAAUCAGAUUUUAC